AGUCAGAUAACGUCCAUAAUUCCUCAUCGAAUCAAUACCAUAACAAAACACUACUCUUCGCGAAACACAUUGACGCAUUAUUGUUCUAAGAGCCUUAUUGACCGUUAAGCUGACGAUGUGUUCCCCCGGGUAAUCGGUCUGUGAAGAACGAUCACGACGUCCAAACGUGAAAACAAAUUCGCGCGAUUUAAACUUUUCCAGUCCAAUGACUCGAUUGAGUGCUUACGUAAAGAUCUUAACCCAACCCCUUCGAAACUUAUAAUACCAUAACUACCAAGGUGGACAUUAACUUGUUAAAAAGUUUAAGUUAAGUUAAAAAGUUAUUUGAACUUAACUAGUAAAUUAUUUUUGUCUUCACUUAUUAACUUAUUUAGUUAAAAUAAUGUUGAUUGUAUUGUAACGUAACUUUUUUUAGUUAAUUAUCAUUGUCGUGCAGUUAAGUUAAUUUUCUCUUCGUGUCAGCGGAACCCACUAGACAAUACUGAUUCGAUGACUCUUUUUCGAUUUUGGUGGGUACUUAUACACUGCACGUUAUCGAUGCAAACGGAUAUCACUCGAAAUACACAGAACUUUAAUUUUACUUAUUUUCGAACAAUAUACUAUGAUAACAGGUAUUUAUAAGCAUUAUAGCUAUGUCGGUUAUUUUAUUUUAGAAUUUAAUGAUUGUAGGUUAAUGUUAUUAGUAUGAUGGUAAUAUUAUUAUUAUUAUUAGUUUCCUAUUCCUUUUGUAUACAAUUAUAAUAUUAAAACACGAAUAGCCCGGUAACUACACGAAAAUAAACAAUCGAAAUCGCUAUCAUAAUGUCAGUUAAUACUUAAUAAUAAAAUUAUGUUCCUCAACAGAGCCCUGGUCACAUUCGCUUUGGUUCUUACGACUGUAGUCUUGACGAGAUGGUACGUGCUGAGGAAUCGCAAAAUUAGACGAGAGAUAUUGGAGUCUUGCAGAACCUGCAAAAACAAAAACAAUAGCACACAUGGAUUCGAUGAUCAACUGACCAAAGAUAACUUGUCGGUCAUUCUAAAAGGCAAUCGGUUUGUAUUGUUUUUUAUCGGUGGUUUGAUUCUCCUUGGAUACUUCCUCAGGAUGUUACCGACCGGAUUCACUUCCCAUCUACUACUUUUCCUAAUACUAGUAUACACCUUUCACACGCUAAUGUCGAAGUGUUACGCGAUUAACGUAAUUUGGUGUCAUGGAAUCAUUUCUAUAAACGCUGACAUUGAUAUAGCAUUAUUUCCAAAACUAAGAAUUCUGAAAAUAUUUCAACUCAGAGCUAGCGGUGAAACAACGACGUGAUACUAAAUAUAUAUAUUAUGUUUAUGAAAAUUAUACCUUUAACCCUGGAGAAAACAAAUGGAAAAAAGUAUCAAAAUUUCCGAUGAAUUCAAAGUUUAAAUUGUAUACGAGUAAGGUCAAUGAUGGAAAUUAUGGUUGAAGAUUGAGAUUUGGCAGAAGAAAAUUUUAUUCACGACAAAAUUACCACGAAAUUAUGGCAAAAUAUUUUAUCACCCCUCAAAAUUAACCUAAAUUAAUUAUAUUAAUUUGAUUUUA
This is a messenger RNA of Acyrthosiphon pisum (pea aphid), 1549 nucleotides long. RefSeq lists its product as uncharacterized. Lineage: Eukaryota; Metazoa; Arthropoda; Insecta; Hemiptera; Aphididae. The transcript is spliced from 4 exons. The record is from RefSeq and is a predicted model, not a curated record. The coding region runs from base 830 to 1294 and encodes 154 amino acids.